AUGGAAAAUCAACAGCUGUUGUAUCAAGAAAUUGUUGGUGAAAUUACGCCAUAUUGUGACACUGAAUUUGUAUCUACAAUCUUUGAUCCUCAAACAAGGUUUUCCAUCGAUGAAGACCAAUCCAAGUCAUUAACAUCAACAAGUGAAACCAACAUCCGUUCUCUUCUAACACAUCUUGAUGAUCAACAAGAUUUAGCUGAAGCAUGGCAAAUAUUUACAAAACACCAUCGUUUAUUUGAUACAACAACAAUAACCAUUGCCGAAACAGAUACACCACAUGUCAUCUGCACGGAAAAUAAACCUCCAACAACAUCUCGACCUUACCCGCAAACCAUCGAAAAGCAAAAUGCUACUUUCGAUAUUCUUCAACAAAUGUUGAAAAAUCAACAGAUUCGGCCAUCUUUUUCUCAAUAUUCAGCUCCAAUUUUGUUGAUCAAGAAACGCGACGGCAGUUAUAGAUUUAUUGUCGAUUAUCGAAAACUCAACAAUAUCACCGUUCAAGAUAAUUAUCCUUUACCUAAUCUUGAACAAGCAAUUCAAAUGGUUGGUGGUCGUCGUUAUUAUUCAAAAUUAGAUCUCAAGUCGGGCUAUUUCCAAAUUCCAAUUAAAGAAGAUGAUAAACACAAAACAGCAUUUAUCACAACUCAUGGUUUGUUUGAAUUCAACGUUUUGGCCCAAGGACUUAAAAAUAGUUCACCAUCGUUUCAACGUAUUAUGUCAGGUUUGUUACUUCCAUGUAAAAAAUUUAGUAUCGUUUAUUUAGAUGAUAUUUUAAUUUACUCGGACAAUUUUGAUCAACAUUUACAACACGUCAAUCAAUUUUUGGCUAUUCUCAAUAAACACAAAUUUCAACUUAAUCCACCAAAAUGUGAAAUAUUUCGUACCAGCAUUGAUUAUUUAGGUCAUACAAUUAGUAAUGAUGGUGUACGUCCACUUCAAGAACGCAUCGAAAAAAUGUUAUCUCUUCCACAACCUAUCUCAUUACAUCAAGCAAAUGCAUUUAUUGGAUCAAUUGGAUGGUAUAGGAAGUUUAUCAAGAAUUAUGCUCAUAUAGCUGUACCUAUAUCAGCAGUUACAAAUUUAACCAAAGCAAAUAAACACAAGUUUCAUUGGGAUCAAGAUCAACGUGAAGCUUUCGAUAAAUUAAAAGAAGCUCUUAUCACUGACCCAUUAUUUCUUACUUAUCCUGAUGAUAAAUUAUCUUUAACAUUAGAAAUUGAUGCUUCGGAUAAUUGUAUUGGUGGUGUAUUGUUUCAGGAAGAUGACAACGGCCAAAGGAAAAAUAUUUAUUUCCAUUCACAAAUGUUACCAAAACCUCAGCGUAAAUGGCCUACGAUUGAGAAAGAGCCAUUAGCCAUUUAUUAUUGUGUUUUACGCAUGAAAUUAUAUUUAUUCGGACGUGAAUUUACUGUAUAUACAGAUCAUUGUCCAUUACGUGAUAUGCAGUUGAGACCCUCAAAUAAUCGUCGUGUUGAUCGUAUAUCACUGAUUUUAUAA
This is a messenger RNA of Rotaria socialis, 1497 nucleotides long. NCBI's taxonomy places the organism in Eukaryota, Metazoa, Rotifera, Eurotatoria, Philodinida, Philodinidae. The record is from the annotation of a GenBank genome assembly.